AUGGGUGACGAGACGCCUCAAGGAUCUACCACCAAUAAGAUACCACUUAACGCAGGCUCUAUCGGGUCACGGAUGCUUCAGACACUACCUAUAGCUGUAUCGCAUUUGGUAUGCCCAGUACGUACUUGAGUGUACUUACUGUCAAUUCCUUGAGGACACGGCGGAACUCACGAUUUUUGACUGCUGUCAUUGAGAACUUUUUCGUCAGUCAAUCAGAUCGUUUGUUGGUCGCAGGAGCAUCACUCUCAGUGAUGUUCAGGAUCUGAUCUGCAGCUAUUCCAACAUCCCAUCUCAGGACCUCGUCAGACACGAUCAGCUGUCGUCAACUUCUGCCCGCUGCUCAAAGUCUUUCUGCUUUAUGGUAGAGGAUAUCCUGAGCCACAAGGAGCUGGACGUGAGGAACAGGAAAGCCGAGGUGAUGACUAA
Cinara cedri is the source of this 426-nucleotide messenger RNA. The record is from the annotation of a GenBank genome assembly. NCBI's taxonomy places the organism in Eukaryota, Metazoa, Arthropoda, Insecta, Hemiptera, Aphididae.